AUGACCUUGUGAAACCAGGUCCUGUAGAGAGGUAAGGACAUAAUUUCAGACGUCUGCUAGGAAAAGGAGUCUCUCUUUCGUCGCCCGAAUGCUAAGUUGAUGCCCUUCCCUAGAAGUCUUCCCAUUAAUUAAGUUGGUCUGAAGGUCAUAAACCAUGAUCGAUAUGGAGGCUGGUUGCUGCAAGGUGCUAACUGACAUCCCCAGAGAGGAACACGUGUCAACAAUCCAUAGAGAAGAGCAGAGCACUGCUAGAUUUAUGGCUUUGAUUUUGAAAAGCCUCUCCAAGGUGCAGCCACCAUGAUGUCAGCAGGCUGAUGAUGGAAGAGAAGGAAUCUGGGACACCCUGUGCUCCAGCAUCUCAGGACGAUGGAUGGAGGACAGCCUGUCCCUUCACCCCUAGUGCCCCUUGGGAACGUGUCGUCAGAUUCUAGCAUGUCUCUGGAGCAGAAAACCACGUUUGUUUUUGUGAUUUUGUUGUUUAUUUUCUUGGGCAUCCUCAUUGUCAGGUGCUUCCGGAUUCUUCUGGACCCAUAUCGGAGCAUGCCAACCUCAACCUGGGCUGACGGACUUGAAGGCCUGGAGAAAGGGCAGUUUGACCAUGCCCUCGCUUAGCAGGACAGGAGCGAGAGCCCAUCCUGAGGAGGAGAAGCGCUUCAUGUCUCAGUGAGGAAUUCUCUUUAGUCAGCGUUCUCAGCAACUCAAGUUUUAACCAUAUCUGGUUCUAGGACCACAAUCCAUGUUUUCAGUAAACAUUUGAGGAUAUUAGAAACGGAGGUUUAUGUUACUAACCAAAAAUAGGAAGGUUGAAAUUUUGAUAUUUAUUCAAUGAAUGAAUGUUGGUGAAUGUGUGUGAUGGUGAAACCAAGAGCAUCAAUAGUGACUUUGCCUAAAAUGAAGCCCUGCCGGACCUGACAAGAGAAAAAGACUAGAAAGGAUCUGAUUUGAAUCUGAUGACAGGGCCAAAAAGAGACUUCCUCACUCUAAUCGUGUCUCCCAGUUUGUUUUAUUUUCAUAGGAAUCUGGGUCCUAGGUAGAGAAUGAGGAAGAAGUUGCUGAAUGGACCCAAAGCAGGCACUUGCUUUCUCCUAGAGCAAAGAGCAUUGGGCGGCAAUGGGAGCUCUUAGAAGAAGUGGUUAAUCCCUGGAAAAUAUGAGUGAGGAUGAUACCAUUUUACUUUUCAAAUAGAACCAAAUUCAAAGGCUUAUGGAGGUUUUAAAACUAUUUACCAGGCCACAUGCAUUCUGUGUAUUUGUAUUAUUAACCUGAGUAGAGGUAGCGAUACAUAAUCUGAAUUUACUUUCUUUGCACAGUUGAUUGAAAUAAUAGAUUGCAAAUGCUGCUCGUUUUUUUUUUUUUAAUAAAAAGUUAAUUGUUUAGAGGAGAAGACUUUUACAGUCUUAAGAGGAAUGUGUGUUUAUGACUGAAUAUAGAAACCAAAUAAAACUUUUCAAGAA
Messenger RNA from Hippopotamus amphibius kiboko, 1454 nucleotides. It is a transcript of the gene CTXN3, whose product is annotated as cortexin 3. The transcript is spliced from 3 exons. Lineage: Eukaryota; Metazoa; Chordata; Mammalia; Artiodactyla; Hippopotamidae. Bases 367 to 612 code for a protein of 81 amino acids. The record is from RefSeq and is a predicted model, not a curated record.